This is a messenger RNA of Anoplopoma fimbria (sablefish), 1497 nucleotides long. It is a transcript of the gene rpf2, whose product is annotated as ribosome production factor 2 homolog. The transcript is spliced from 10 exons. Gene Ontology annotation, cellular component: nucleolus. The record is from RefSeq and is a predicted model, not a curated record. Gene Ontology annotation, molecular function: rRNA binding. Lineage: Eukaryota; Metazoa; Chordata; Actinopteri; Perciformes; Anoplopomatidae. The coding region runs from base 179 to 1105 and encodes 308 amino acids. Gene Ontology annotation, biological process: maturation of LSU-rRNA from tricistronic rRNA transcript (SSU-rRNA, 5.8S rRNA, LSU-rRNA); ribosomal large subunit assembly.
UCGUUCGAAGCAGGAAAUCAACCACCGCUCCACCAAAGAAGAAGAACAUCACCAGUGUUGACUUCCGCCGCCAGAACUCACGUGGAGGAGCUGCAGCGUGAGUGCUGCCCACAGAAACACCAGGAAGACCAGGAACACCAGAAAGACCAGGAACACCAGGAACACCAGGAACACCAACAUGACGCAUUCAGACGGGAUAGUAAAACCCAAGACAAAGCGCUCCAAGCGCUUCUUGGAUGGCAGAGCGUCCAAGCUGACUGAGGAUGUGAAGACCGCCAUGAUUAUGAAGGGGGGGAACUCCAAUCUGACCGUGACCCAGGCCCUCAAGGACAUAUAUUCCCUGAAGAAGCCUAAUGCUGUGCUGUACAAGAAGAAGAAUAUAACACGACCGUUUGAGGACUCAACGUCACUGGAAUUUUUCUCCAAGAAGUCCGACUGCUCUCUGUUUCUGUUCGGCUCCCACAACAAGAAACGGCCCAACAACCUCAUAUUUGGUCGUCUGUUUGAUUUUCAUGUGCUGGAUAUGAUUGAACUUGGGAUUGAGAAGUACGUCUCUCUGAGUGAUAUCAAGACCAGCAAAUGUCCCGAGGGGACCAAACCGAUGCUCGUGUUUGCAGGAGAUGCGUUUGAUAUAGACAACGAACACAAACGUCUGAAGAGUCUGCUCAUAGACUUCUUCAGAGGUCCCACCGUGUCGGCGGUGCGUCUGGCAGGUUUAGAACACGUUCUGCACUUCACAGCCCUGGAGGGGAAAAUCUACAUGCGCAGCUACAGGUGUCUGUUGAAGAAGUCUGGGUGCCGCACGCCGCGGAUAGAGCUCGAGGAGAUCGGGCCAUCGUUCGACUUGGUCUUAAGAAGAACACAUCUAGCUUCAGAUGACUUGUACAAGUUGUCACACAGACGGCCCAAAGCUCGGAAGAUAAUUAAGAAGAAGAACAUUUCCCGCGACGUCUUUGGCACUAAGUUCGGCCGGGUGCACAUGCAGAAGCAGGAUCUGUCCAAGCUACAAACGCGUAAGAUGAAGGGCCUGAGGAAGAGGAGGGGCGCAACGGUCGCCAAUGACCAGGACGCACAGGCGCCCAAGGUGGCCAAGGUGGAGAGCUGAGGUCGCUUCAACCAGCACGGAUACAGAUCUACGUCCUGGACAAGUCACCUCGUUUAUAAGACUGACCGUGUGCUUAGCAUUGCCAGCUUGUGCUGGCAAGGAGGGGCACGCAGAUCUAUUAUUCCUGCCCCCCAUUGUUGUUCCCCCUGUUUUCCACAUGUGACUUUCAGAUACUUCUUUGUCUUGAACAUCAUGAGUGUGUUGGAUAAGCUCUCAGAAAAACCACAAUAGCAUCUGGGAAAAAUAAAAAUCCAACAAAUGUUUUCCGUUGGCAGUUGUAGGGGAAGUCUGCCUGAAAUUAGCUGAAUUGUCUUUCAUAAGUUGAAGUGUGUAAAAGUUUAUUUUUAUCUGCAGCACUCACUUUAACGGAAAUAAAGCGGUCUUGUUAUAAC